AGAGGAGGAGGAGGAUAAGGAGUUGCCGUACCCCGCUCUAGCACCAGUGGUUCUCUUGGCUCUGACCCAAACCAGCCCACCCCGCUCCUGGUGCCUUCGAGCUGUCUGCCACCCAUGGUUUGAGCGUGUGAGCAUUUUGGCCAUCCUGCUGAAUUGUGUGACUCUAGGGAUGUUCCAGCCCUGUGGCCACACCCCCUUCUUCCUACAGGCUCUGGAUGAUGGGAUCUUUGUGUUUUUUGCUGGGGAAAUGGUGGUGAAGAUGGUGGCUCUUGGGGUCAUAGGUCAGAGUGGUUACCUAGGCGACACAUGGAACAGAUUGGACUUCUUCAUUGUUAUAGUGGGAAUGCUGGAGUACUCCCUUGAUGGACACAACGUCAGCCUAUCAGCUAUCCGGACUGUCCGGGUUCUCCGCCCACUGCGAGCCAUCAACAGAGUUCCCAGUAUGCGUAUCCUGGUGACCCUCCUCCUGGACACACUUCCCAUGCUGGGCAACGUGCUGGCGCUGUGCUUCUUUGUCUUCUUCAUCUUCGGCAUUGUCGGCGUGCAGCUGUGGGCGGGGCUACUGAGGAAUCGCUGUUUCAUGGGAGAGGAUGUCAAGAUGAGAUAUAACAUUUCCUUCCUAAGUGGCUACUAUCGGCCAGAUGGCACAGAUGACCACCCCUUCAUCUGCUCGACAGACAGAGAAAACGGGAUGCUUCGGUGCUCUGAUGUGCCUCGGCGCCGUGUAGACGGGACCUCCUGCUUCCUGGGGGCUGAGGAGGCCCGUCCAGAGAUAGGUCUUGGGGUAAAUGAACCAGUCUCAUGUGUAAACUGGUAUCAGUAUUACAAUGAGUGUCGGGCCGGAGAAAUAAACCCACACAAAGGAGCUAUUAACUUCGAUAACAUUGGAUACGCAUGGAUUGCCAUUUUUCAGGUAAUUACUCUAGAAGGUUGGGUAGACAUCAUGUACUAUGUCAUGGAUGCACAUUCCUUCUACAACUUCAUCUACUUCAUUUUCCUCAUUAUAGUGGGCUCCUUCUUCAUGAUCAACCUGUGCCUGGUCGUCAUAGCAACCCAGUUUUCGGAAACGAAGCAAAGAGAACACGCCUUGAUGAAAUCGGAGCAGCGUGCCCGCCAGCUCCACCAAUCAGCUUCCACGCUGGACAGCGACAGCCAACCAGGAAGCUGCUAUGAGGAAAUCAUCCGCUACCUGGCGCACCUUGGCCGCAAGGCAUGGCGGAGACUGUCCCGCUGCUAUGCUAAGACAAGUCCGCACUUUCACUGCGUGUGCGUUUGCAAGACAGACAGAGGCAGUGGAUCUGCCAGAGGGGGCGGUGUUGGGGAGAUGAAUGGACUUGCCAACCGGCACUCAGGCCACGCCCCCAACGACCUGUCUCACCUUCAUCAGCUCUAUCAUCAUCACCAACAUCAUCACCAGCAUCACCAGCCUCAGUCUGAGCCUGCUGUCAGUAACGGAGGCAACGGUUUUAAUUAUCCCUUCAUAUCGCCCCUCUUCAGUCACCUGGAUGCAAAAGGCCGGGACCAGAGACGGCUGGCUGCCACGGAGACCACCAACAGACUGCCGCAGCUGGUGCUGGAGCAUGGUGAGAACAAAGGGGUGUGUAUAUCCUGACUUUUGAUUCCUAUCCCAGGAGAGUCCUCAGUAUGCCCCUACUGCAUCUACUAUAACCAACUUAGUGACUGCGAAAAUGUUAAUGAGCAACCUGAAGAACAGCAGCUUGGGUACAGCAACUCACGCCAUGGCAACAGCCCGUGUCAUAGUAACAGCCCAUGCCGUGGUGAGGCACAGGUGUCUGAGCCAAAGAAAAGGCUGUUCCAGCGUUGCUGGGCGGGUCUCCGAACUAAACUGGAACUCAUUGUUGGCAGCAGAUACUUCAACAGAGGAAUCAUGAUUGCAAUCCUUAUUAAUACGCUGUCGAUGGGCAUAGAGUACCACCAACAGCCACAGGAGCUGACAGAUAUUUUGGAGAUCAGUAACAUGGUGUUCACAAGUCUCUUCAGUCUUGAGAUGCUGCUGAAGCUCCUGGCUCUUGGGCUCUUUGGCUACAUCAAGAACCCCUACAACGGCUUUGACAGCGUCAUUGUCAUCAUCAGUGUUUGGGAGAUUGUGGGGGAGGCAGAGGGAGGCUUAUCGGUUCUGCGUACCUUCCGUCUGCUGAGAGUUUUAAAGCUGGUCCGGUUCCUUCCUGCCCUGAGGAGGCAGCUGGUGGUGCUGAUGAAGACCAUGGACAACGUGGCCACGUUCUGCAUGUUGCUGAUGCUCUUUAUAUUCAUAUUCAGUAUCUUGGGGAUGCAUCUGUUUGGCUGUAAAUUCGGCCUACGACAAGACAGUGGAGACACUUUACCUGACAGAAAAAACUUCGACUCUCUGCUCUGGGCGACUGUCACUGUGUUUCAGAUCCUCACCCAGGAAGACUGGAACGCCGUGCUCUAUAAUGGGAUGGCCUCCACCUCGCCUUUGGCUGCCCUCUAUUUUGUUGCCCUCAUGACCUUUGGCAACUACGUCCUCUUCAACUUGCUCGUAGCCAUUUUGGUUGAGGGCUUUCAAGCUGAAGGUGAUGCCAACAGAUCUGAGGCAGAUGACGAGAGACAAUCACUAUCUUACGAGGACGAGGAGAAGUUGAGAGAGUUAUAUGCCGCAGAGCUGAAGAUCCAGGCCAUGAUACUGAGCCCCAAUGGUCUCCUCAACCCAAAAGCCUCCAUGCCCCACCCUCCUCCUCCACCUCUGCCAGUCAUCACACACACCGCAGCCACACCCACCAUAAACUCCGGCCAGUCACGGCGGGCGAGUGGCACUUCCUCGGACAUCAACAGCCUCGAGCAGAGGUCACUGUCUCUGUGGGACAGUGGGCCAGAGAGCCGGCGCUCCAGCUGGACCAGCAUCAGUCGAGCCCCCAGCCUCCACAGGAAGAGCCAGUCGGGAGAGAUGGAGUCCCUGUUGUCGGACACGCACAUGAGCUCCAACCCCGGCAGCAGGGAGCAGUCUCUGGACCAGCCUGAGUACCUGCAGGUGCCCGUGCUUCACCCGCCAGACUGCAACGGCACCACCCUUCACCUUCCUGACAACUGCUACGACGACGCUCCCCUGACCACACUUUACCACGGUGAUCAGGAGGAGGAAGAGAUUGAAGAGAGUUUAUGUAAGAAGCUGAAGAAGAUGCUGGAGCCAUAUGAGCCUCAGUGGUGCCUGGAGCAUGAAGAGUGGUCCCUCUAUCUGUUCUCUCCUCACAACCGGUUCAGGUUGUGGUGUCAGAGGGUCGUAGGCCACAAGAUGUUCGAUCAUGUCGUCCUCCUCUUCAUCUUCCUCAACUGCAUCACCAUUGCACUGGAGAGACCUGACAUACAGCCCAACAGCAUGGAACGGGUGUUCCUCAGUGUGUCCAAUUACAUCUUCACUGUGAUCUUCGUGAGUGAAAUGAUGAUGAAGGUGGUAGCUAUGGGCCUGUACUUUGGAAACGGUGUCUACCUCCAGAGCAGCUGGAAUAUACUGGACGGGCUGCUGGUGUUUGUAUCACUGGUGGACAUCCUGGUCUCCAUUGCAUCAGCAGGCGGUAAUCGAAUCUUAGGCAUCCUCCGCGUGCUUCGUCUGCUCCGCACACUGCGACCUCUCAGGGUGAUAAGUAGGGCUCCAGGCCUAAAAUUGGUGGUGGAGACUCUGAUCACAUCUCUCAGACCCAUUGGGAAUAUUGUCCUCAUCUGCUGUGCUUUUUUCAUCGUUUUUGGAAUAUUAGGGGUCCAGCUGUUUAAGGGGAAAUUCUUCUACUGCGAUGGGCUCGACGUGAGUAACAUCACCAAUAAAAGCCAGUGUCUGGAGGCAGGGUACCGAUGGGUUCGACGGAAAUACAACUUUGACAACCUGGGACAGGCGCUGAUGUCACUGUUUGUGCUGUCAUGUAAAGACGGCUGGGUCAGCAUCAUGUACGACGGUCUGGAUGCUGUCGCAGUGGACCAGCAGCCAAUAAGAAACAACAAUCCAUGGAUGCUGCUGUUCUUCAUCUCUUUCCUCCUCAUCGUCAGCUUCUUUGUGCUCAACAUGUUUGUGGGCGUGGUGGUGGAAAACUUUCACAAGUGUCGCCAACAGCAGGAGGAGGAGGAGGCACGUCUGAGGGAGGAGAAACGACAGAGGCGGUUGGAGAAGAGGAGGAGAAGGGCCCAGGAGAAGCCGUAUUACGCCGACUACUCCCCAUUGCGUCGAUCCAUCCACACCGUGUGCACCAGCUACUACCUGGAUCUCUUCAUUACCAUCAUCAUCUUCACAAACCUCCUCACCAUGAGCAUGGAGCAUUACAACCAGCCUCAGUACCUUGAGGAGAUACUGAAGUACUGCAAUUACGUCUUCACCCUGGUUUUUGUCAUCGAGGCAAUUCUCAAACUCAUCGCUUUUGGCCUGCGCCGCUUUUUCAAAGAGAGAUGGAACCAGCUGGACCUUGCCAUUGUGUUGUUGUCCAUCAUGGGAAUCACAUUGGAGGAAAUAGACCUUAAUGCUUCCCUGCCCAUCAACCCCACCAUCAUACGCAUCAUGAGAGUCCUGAGGAUAACACGAGUGCUGAAGCUGCUGAAGAUGGCUACGGGAAUGAGAGCUCUGCUGGAUACAGUGAUGCAAGCUCUGCCUCAGGUGGGGAAUCUGGGUCUGCUCUUCAUGUUGCUGUUCUUCAUCUAUGCAGCUCUGGGAGUUGAGCUCUUUGGAAAACUGGAGUGUUCGGACGAGAACCCAUGUGAGGGUCUUAGUCGCCACGCUACCUUCGACAACUUUGGCAUGGCUUUCCUCACACUCUUCAGGGUGUCUACCGGGGACAACUGGAAUGGGAUUAUGAAGGACACCCUGCGUGAGUGUCGCCCACAGGAUCGCAACUGCCUCACCUACCUGCCCUUGAUCUCCCCCAUCUACUUCGUCACCUUCGUCCUAACAGCUCAGUUCGUGCUGGUGAACGUGGUUGUAGCCGUUCUGAUGAAGCACCUGGAAGAGAGCAACAAGGAGGCGCAGCUGGAGGAGAUGGAAGAGAGGAGGGAGAGAGAGGAGAGGAGGGAGAGGGAGGAGAGGAGGGAGAGGGAGGAGGCCAACCGGCGUCUCAGCACUGCAUCUUUGAGCGCAGACCUGGACGUGGAUACACCUGCUCAGGUUGAGGAUGAGGAGUGUUCCCAUGGCAACCUGCUGAGCAUGGGACGCAUACUGUCUCUCCCCAGCGACAGCUAUGUUCAGCCACUCAGAUGCUCCUCUUAUCCUCCCGUUGGCCAUGAGGCCUACUCCGGCUACAGCUACUCAGGCUCAAUGUCAUCUCUGGGCUCCAGUGGAGGCGGCUCUCUGCUGCAGGUUCCAGGAGCUCUGCCCGCCAUAAGCCACGCUUCACUGGGUUGUGGACGCAGCACGAGGCCCAUGAUCUGCCUCAGCACCUCUCAGAGCAUCGACAGACACUCCCCAAACAGACUCAGUCCAGCUGACAGUAUAGAGGGAUACAGGUUCAGUCCCGCUCACAGAAUAAACAGACACAGACUUAACUCAGCUCAUAGUAUAGACGGAUACAAGUUCAGCCCGGCCCAUCGGAUAAACAGACACAGACUCAGCUCUGCUCACAGUAUGGAUGGAUACAGGCUGAAUCAAGAACCAAACACAGACAGACCUAAACUCAUGUCCAGUCACAGUAUAGAGAGACAUCCAUCACUCAGACUGAGUCCCACUCACAGGGCCAGCAGACAUCCUUCUCAUUGGCUCAGUCCUGAAGACAGCUUAGACAGAAACAAGCUGAGUCCCUGCUACGUCCCGGAUGGUUCGGUUCUGAAGAGACCAGCAUCUUUCCGCACUUUGAGCAGACAGUUACGGAGACAGGAGGCUGUGCGCUGUGACUCUCUGGAUGGGAGCGGUUCAGCUGAUGAUCUGGCAGAGCCUCACCUCACUGUGUCCCCCGUCUCUUCCACGCCACCACGCCAGCGGUCGUCCAGUGUACACAUACUGAAAUAUACACACUCCCAGAGGGUCAUCUCAUGCAGGAGCCACAGCCGGAGCCACAGUGAAACCACUGGACAAGAACGUGUACCUGAGCAGGCCAUCUGUGGCGCGCAGCCAGAAACAGAUGUUGAGAAGAGGCCUGUCAGCCCGCAGAGCCUUUCCAGUCUGAAUGUUCCCAGCCGUGAAUCCACCCUAUCAGCUACGCUCUGUAGCUCCAGAGCUGCCAGCCCUGGCUCCAAACCCGGCCCCCAGUUAGAUGAAGCUGAUGAGGAAGUCAGCCGUAUUAACAGUUCUGUUCACAGUCGCUCACACAAACAACUUCCUCCCAGCUCUUUACACAAAGGUAGACAUCUUACCCCGAGCCCGGGGGAGCACAGGAGCCGCCUCAGCCAAUCAGUGUCCCCGGUGUCGAGCACGCACAGGAAGCAGAGGAUGAGCCCGCCGCCGGGGGAGGAGCCAGUUACCAUGGCAACCCAGCUAAUGGACAGCAGUGUAGAGCUGAGAAGGCGGACUCUGUCAUUUGAUGCCACAACCCUCUCUCCUAAUCAACCGGAGGGGGAAUCUGUGGACGACUAA
Xiphias gladius (swordfish) is the source of this 6520-nucleotide messenger RNA. RefSeq names its product calcium channel, voltage-dependent, T type, alpha 1H subunit b (gene cacna1hb). Gene Ontology annotation, molecular function: voltage-gated sodium channel activity; low voltage-gated calcium channel activity. Gene Ontology annotation, biological process: sodium ion transmembrane transport; neuronal action potential; positive regulation of calcium ion-dependent exocytosis. The record is from RefSeq and is a predicted model, not a curated record. Lineage: Eukaryota; Metazoa; Chordata; Actinopteri; Istiophoriformes; Xiphiidae. Gene Ontology annotation, cellular component: voltage-gated calcium channel complex; neuron projection; voltage-gated sodium channel complex. The transcript is spliced from 35 exons.